AUGGUAUUUAUACUUUACGGUAACAUCCUUGCUACUCACUAUAGGGCAGUUUUAAUAUGCGCUGCAGAGAUGGGAUUACUGGAUACUCCAUCUUUCGAAACUCGUCACGUUGAUUGGAAAAAUCUUUGGGCACCUAGGAACGACUUUGAUUAUGAUGCAAGUCCUUUCAAGAGAAUACCAUGGUUGGAAGAUACAGAAGCUGGAAUCACGUUAUAUGAAAGUAGAGCUAUUGUCAAGUACUUGGCAAUGAAUACUGGCUCUUCCCUUCUACCCAAUAUGAACGAUCCGGUCGAAAUGGCAAGAUUCGAAGUGGCAUGUAGUAUUGAAUUAGGUGAUUUCUCAGUAUUCACCAAACCCCUUUUAUACGAAUUGGUUCAAGCUCCACAUGUACAUCAACAACCCACAAAUCAAAUACUCGUGGAAAGCUAUAAGAGAACACUUGAAAAGACCUUUAAAGGCUAUGAGAAGAUUUUAAGUAGACAACCUUAUUUAGCCGGGGAUAAAUUGACUGUGGUUGAUUUAUUUCAUAUUCCAAAUGCUCAUUGGUUAUGGACUGUUGGGGAUCUUCCUGAAUUAGGUGAUGGUACACUUCUCUUACCCAAUCAAGAGAAGGUUAAUUCGGAUGGGACUUUACCCAUCCCAGAAGAGCAACGAGACGGCACUUUACCUUUCCCCAAGGAGGAAGCCGAUGGCAAUCUACCUGUUCCACAAGGUGUAUAUCUACCUCAUCUUCAAGCUUGGUGGGCGAGACUCAUUCAAAGGGAAAGCGUCAAGAAGAUCAACGCUGAGUUCGACAAAGGGUUGAAAGAAGCUGAAGAAGCUAGAAAGAAUAAGCCUCCUACUCAGUAA
Molecule: messenger RNA, 849 nt
Organism: Kwoniella shivajii
Lineage: Eukaryota; Fungi; Basidiomycota; Tremellomycetes; Tremellales; Cryptococcaceae
Exons: 6
Coding region: 1-849 (282 amino acids)
Biological process (GO): glutathione metabolic process
Cellular component (GO): cytoplasm
Molecular function (GO): glutathione binding; glutathione transferase activity
Source: RefSeq, a predicted model, not a curated record